GUUGGGGGCGGGGGGAGGCGGUCGCGUCGUUUUCCGGCUUUCCGGACUCUUCAGAGGCAAGAUGGCGUCGAGCAGCGGGGCUAAAAACUUAGACUUUCGCCGAAAGUGGGACAAAGAUGAAUAUGAGAAGCUUGCAGAGAAACGGCUUACAGAGGAAAGAGAGAAGAAAGAUGGCAAACCAGUGCAGCCUAUCAAGCGUGAGCUUCUGCGGCAUCGAGACUACAAAGUGGAUCUGGAAUCCAAAUUGGGGAAAACUAUUGUUAUUACCAAAACUACUCCUCAGUCUGAGAUGGGCGGGUAUUAUUGUAAUGUAUGUGACUGCGUAGUGAAAGAUUCCAUCAACUUCCUUGAUCAUAUCAAUGGCAAAAAACAUCAGAGGAACCUUGGUAUGUCCAUGAGAGUAGAGCGUUCUACUCUGGAUCAGGUGAAGAAACGUUUUGAAGUGAACAAGAAAAAAAUGGAGGAGAAACAGAAGGAUUAUGACUUUGAGGAGAGGAUGAAGGAGCUCAGAGAAGAGGAGGAAAAGGCCAAAGCCUACAAAAAGGAAAAACAGAGGGAGAAGAAAAGGAGGGCAGAGGAAGACUUGACAUUUGAAGAGGAUGAUGAAAUGGCUGCUGUAAUGGGUUUCUCUGGUUUUGGCUCAACUAAGAAAAGCCACUGAUAAGCCAGAAACUUCAUUUUGAAUGGCUACUGUUUAUGUCCUGAUGAUGCUUCAAAAUCCUAGAAAGACAUUGCAAAGAAUUUGCAUCUAAAUUACCUGAUAUAAAUUGUGAAACAAUUCCAUACUACACAUGUGGGACUGAUUCUGCCCUACCAUAUUUCCCUGGUUGAAAAGAUAGCACCAAGUUUGCAUGUGUAUUGAUAACUCUAAAUCUCAAAUAAAAAUACCAUCAAAUAAUAUCUUCCCUCCCUUGAUUCCCUGACUAUUUAAGGAUACAUCUUUUCUCAAGAUCUGCUUGAAAUGCACACAUAAUUUCACACAGAAUUCUGUGGAGAUUAUAGAUUAAUUUUUAAGCCCUAAAUUUCUCUUGGCCUUGUCUGCAGUUGCAAUUUUCUGGUGCAAGUUCUGUUUGCUUUUUACUUUGUAUUGCAUGCAUGCUUUUUUCUUUUAAUAAACUCAUAAAAAUCUA
This is a messenger RNA of Thamnophis sirtalis, 1130 nucleotides long. RefSeq names its product zinc finger matrin-type 2 (gene ZMAT2). NCBI's taxonomy places the organism in Eukaryota, Metazoa, Chordata, Lepidosauria, Squamata, Natricidae. The record is from RefSeq and is a predicted model, not a curated record. Gene Ontology annotation, molecular function: nucleic acid binding; zinc ion binding. Gene Ontology annotation, cellular component: U4/U6 x U5 tri-snRNP complex; spliceosomal complex. Gene Ontology annotation, biological process: mRNA splicing, via spliceosome.